Molecule: messenger RNA, 168 nt
Organism: Dibothriocephalus latus
Lineage: Eukaryota; Metazoa; Platyhelminthes; Cestoda; Diphyllobothriidea; Diphyllobothriidae
Source: the annotation of a GenBank genome assembly
AUGAUCGACCCUGAUUCAAUGGCUGUCAAGUGCAUUGCGUCUCUGAUGGUCACGUCGACACUCCGGGAGCGCGACUACCGUGACCACGACCAUUCCGUUCUCAACUACGUCGUCGACUUUGUUCUCAACUGCGCCCUCGACAAUGACCACUGCCUCAACGACUGGUAA